AUGAAGAUAAUUAUAUAUUUUUGCAUUUGGUCAGCAGCAUGGGCCAUUCCAGUUCCUCAAAUCAAGCCACUGGAGAGACAUGCUGUUGACAAAUCUGUGAAUGUAAAACUUCUAGAGAGAGCAAAAGUGCCAAUACAGGAUGAGUUAAAUGCCAAUGACACCAACAAAGAAGGUAGUGUCCCCCAUGAAAAUGAAAGAGGAAGGCAACAGUAUGCUGAAGAUGGUUACAAAGGAGAAAAAAAUGGCUCUGAGUGGGGAGAAGUAGGAGGGAAAAGUUCCUCUACACAUUCCAUGUUAGUAAAUGAAGAGGGGAAUACUGAAGAUCAAAAUGGGGUCACAGGAAAACCAGAAACAUAUGGUUAUGAUGGGAUACAUGGAAAAGAAGGUAGCACCACAGCAAAUGGCAUUAGGGGACAAGUAAGCAUUCUCGACAAUGCUGGAAUUGUAAAUGGGACGAAUGUUAAUAGAAAAACUGAUAAGAAUUCAAACAAUGGAGAUGCUGGAGAUGCAAGUCAGAGUGAGGAUGCCACUGUUGUCCAAGAAGAUGGACAUCAAAUAGAUGGAAGCAAUAACAGUACAGGCCAUGAGGAUGAAAUAAAUAGGAAUUCCUGUGGAAAUGAAGGUAAUACAAGUGAAAUAACACCCCAGAGAGAAGGUGAGAGAAAUGGGAAUCAGGAAGGAGUAACACCAGGGGGAAGUGGAGCUGGCAAUGGAGAAGAUGCUGGUCUGGAUAAUUCUGAAGGGAGUCCUAGUGGGAAUGGAGCAGAGGAGGAUGAAGACAAAGGCUCUGGUGAUGAUGAAGGUGAAGAAACCGGGAAUGGAAAAGAGGACACUGGUAACAACAGCAAGGGCCAAGAGGGUCAGCCUCAUGGAAAAGAAGAUAAUGAUAAUAGCUUAGGGCAAAAUUCAAUUAGUAGUGAAGAUGAUGACCCUGAAGACAAAGAAGAUCCCCAUGACAUCGAUGGAGACAACACUUCCAAGAGUGAGGAGGAUUCUGAUGGUAUUCCCAAAAAUAAAGAUAGCCAAAUAAUAGAAGACAUGCAAACACCCAAUCACAGAGAAAACAAAGCUGUGGAAAAGAAAAUCACUGAUGAAUCAGAGCCAAGUGCUAUUGGGAAGAGCCAAGAUAAGGGAAUAGAAAUUGAAGGUCCCAAUAGUGGCAACAGAAACAAUAUUACCAAAGAAGCUGGGAAAGUUAGUGAAGAUAAAGAGGGUAAAAGACAACAUGUAAUGGUCAUGGGCAAAGGAAAUGUCAAGACACCAGGAGAGAUUGACAACAUACAAGGACCUGGUCAGAAAUCAGAACCCGGAAAUAAGGUUGCACACAGCAAAACAGGUAGUGAGAGUACUAGUGAUGGAUAUGACAGUUAUGAGUUUGAUGAUGAAUCCAUGCAAGGAGACGAUCCCAACAGCAGUGAUGAGUCUAAUGAUAAUGAUGAUGUCAAUUCUGAAGGUGACAAUAACAGUGAUAGCCGAGGAAAUCCUGGUUAUGACUCUGAUGAAUCAAAAGAUAAUGGCAAUGACAGUGACUCAAACGGAGGAGAUGAUGAUGACAGUGACAGCACAUCAGAUGCUAAUGAUAGUGACAGUAAUGGCAACGGUAACAAUGGGAGCAAUGACAAUGGCAAACCAGACAGUAGCAAAGAUAAAUCAGACAGUAGUGACAGCAGUGACAGUAGUGACAGCAGCGACAGCAGUGACAGUAGUGACAGCAGCGACAGCAGUGAUAGUAGUGACAGUAGUGAUAGCAACAGCAGUGAUAGCAGCAACAGCAGUGAUAGUGACAGCAGUGACAGUAGCGACAGCAGUGACAGCAAGUCAGACAGUAGUGAUAGCAGUGACAGUAGUGACAGCAGCGACAGCAGUGAUAGUAGUGACAGCAGUGACAGCAAGUCAGACAGCAGUGAUAGCAGUGACAGUAGUGACAGCAGCGACAGCAGUGAUAGUAGUGACAGCAAGUCAGACAGCAGUGACAGCAGCGACAGCAGUGACAGUAGUGACAGCAAAUCAGAUAGCAGCGACAGCAGUGACAGCAAGUCAGACAGCAGUGAUAGCAGUGACAGCAGCGACAGCAGUGAUAGUAGUGACAGCAGUGACAGCAAGUCAGACAGCAGUGACAGCAGCGACAGCAGUGACACUAGUGACAGCAAAUCAGAUAGCAGCGACAGCAGUGACAGUAGUGACAGCAGUGACAGCAAGUCAGACAGCAGCGACAGUAGUGACAGUAGUAAUAGUAGUGACAGCAGUGACAGUAGCGACAGCAGUGACAGCAAAUCAGACAGCAGUGACAGCAGUGAUAGCAGUGACAGUAGUGACAGCAGUGACAGCAAGUCAGACAGCAGUGACAGCAGUGACAGUAGCGACAGCAAAUCAGAUAGCAGCGACAGCAGUGACAGUAGCGACAGCAGUGACAGCAAAUCAGACAGCAGUGAUAGCAGUGACAGCAGUGACAGCAAGUCAGACAGCAGUGACAGCAGUGACAGUAGCGACAGCAAAUCAGAUGGCAGUGACAGCAGUGACAGCAAAUCAGACAGCAGUGACAGUAGUGACAGCAGUGAUAGCAGUGACAGUGACAGUAAAUCAGAUAGUAGUGACAGCAGUGACAGUGAUAGUAAAUCAGACAGUAGUGACAGCGGCAAUAGCAAAUCAGAUAGUAGUGAUAGUGACAGUAAAUCAGACAGCAGUGACAGCAGCAAUAGCAAAUCAGAGAGUGACAGCAGUGAUAGUGACAGUAAAUCAGACAGCAGUGACAGCAGCAACAGCAAAUCAGAUAGUGAUAGCAGUGACAGCAGCAACAGCGACAGCAGUGACAGCAGUGAUAGUAGUGACAGUGACAACAGUGAUAGCGAUAGCAGCGACAGCAGUGACAGUGAUAGCAGCGACAGCAGUGAUAGUGACAGUGACAACAGUGAUAGCAGCGACAGCAGUAGCAGCGACAGCAGUGACAGUGACAGCAGUGACAGUGACAGCAGCGACAGCAGCGACAGAAACAGCAGUGAUAGCAGUGACAGUGACAGCAGUGAUAGCAGUGACAGUGACAGCAGUGACAGUGCAUCUGAUAGUAGUGAUGAGAAUCACAGCAAGAGCAAGGCUGGUAAUGGCAACAAUGGAGGUGACAGUGAUAGUGACAGUGAAGGCAGUGACAGUAAUCACUCAACCAGUGAUGAUUAGAACAAAAUAAAAACCCCCAAGAUUUUUUUUUGAAAAGUCUAGUGAGUAAUUUACAGGAAAUGAAGAUUUCUAAGGAAGGAAAGAAAGGGGAGACAUAAACAAAAGAUGUAAACAUUCACAGAAACAGUGAGAGAAAUAGUCAAAUUGUCAGAUUUGGAACCAAGUUCCCACACCCUCAGGA
Molecule: messenger RNA, 3352 nt
Organism: Acinonyx jubatus (cheetah)
Lineage: Eukaryota; Metazoa; Chordata; Mammalia; Carnivora; Felidae
Gene: DSPP
Product: dentin sialophosphoprotein
Exons: 4
Coding region: 1-3171 (1056 amino acids)
Biological process (GO): dentinogenesis; odontoblast differentiation
Cellular component (GO): cytoplasm; nucleus
Molecular function (GO): collagen binding
Source: RefSeq, a predicted model, not a curated record